AUGGGGAAACCCAAGAAGCUGAAAUCCUCCAUUAAAGCCCUCCAAGAGGUCCUCACCAGCAUCAGGCCAGCGGUGGGCGCCCCGCUAUGCAUGCAGCCGGCGAAGACCAAUUCCUUCAGAGACGUCCUCACCAGCUUUAACUCCAUCUACUAUGUACCUCCUACAGCCACCUCGUCCUCCGCUUCGUCCGAUCCCUACAGCAACCACAGCCAUCUCAAAUAUCCCCGGAACAUCUCCUCCGAAGGUGAGAUUAGGUCUGCCGAGAAAGCCUAUGGGGGAGAAGAGGAGGCCAUAUCCACCAGCACCGCCGCGACGAGCACGAGCACCUGCAGUAGUUGCCUCUCCUCCACUUCGUACGCCGUAGCCGACGCCUCUCCCGACCAUAUUCUAGCAGAAGAGGCCUUUCCUAACGUCAUUUUAAGUUCGGAGCGCUUCUUCUUCUCUCCCUUCACCUCCAAAUCCAUAAUGGGUGAAUCCUUCCUCGAGGUGGAUCACAAGGAGAUGGAGGCAGAAGAACCCUCUAGUCUCCGUCCAUUCCGAGAAUCGGAGGAAACAGAAACAGGGGACGCCGACGAAGUGGGCGACCAUACAUUCCAUAUUACGGUCGAUACAGAGAUUGGGGACGCGACGGUGAAAAGGAGCUCUGCGGACCUAUGCAAGGAGAGCAUCCCAAUGGCCAUGGCCUCCAGAGACCCAUACAGAGAUUUCCGAACCUCGAUGGAGGAGAUGGUGGUGGCACACGGUCUACAGGAUUGGUCGUCCCUGCAGGAGCUGCUGCACUGUUAUCUGCGGCUGAAUGAAAAGAAGACUCACAGGUUCAUAGUUCUUGCUUUCAUGGAUCUCCUCGCCCAUCGGUCCUCAGAGAGCGAGUCUAACUCACUCUCCUCGCCGAUGCUCUUUUCUCCUCCACCCCUUCCCACCCCUCAUCUCCACCAGUACCAAUCAAAGUAG
Spirodela intermedia is the source of this 951-nucleotide messenger RNA. Lineage: Eukaryota; Viridiplantae; Streptophyta; Magnoliopsida; Alismatales; Araceae. The record is from the annotation of a GenBank genome assembly.